GGCCGCUCGCACACCCCCGCCCCCCCCCCGCCUGGGAGGAUAUUGCAAAGAGGGAGACGUGGAAGAAAGGAAGUUUGUGGCAAGCGCCUGAAGCAAUUUCGCCCCGGCCUGCAGGUUGCAAACUCUUUUCUAGAGGGCUGGCCCGCGGAAGAACCUCUCUUUUCGGCCUCUUUCCAGUUAGUGAAAAGACUUCUCUCUAGGAUUUAUUGCAGCGUCACUGGCCUUUCUCUCCAACCAGACGUCUCCAGUAACUGCCCUAGCAGCCCAGAAUACUUACCUUUUCCAGGUACAACCAUUGCUCUGAAACAUGGACAGCCUUUCUGCAGCAAACACCACCUUUGCCCUCAACCUCUUCAAGAAGCUUAGUGCAAAUGAUCCUACCAAGAACUUGUUUUUUUCUCCUUUGAGUAUGUCUUCUGCGCUGCUAAUGGUCUCGUUGGGUGCCAGAAGUAACACAGAAGCUCAGAUGUUAAAGGUGCUAUCUGUAUCCAAAGAUGGAGAGGUUCACCAAAGAUUUGAGAAACUCAUUUCUGAAAUCAACAAACCAGGUGCCAAUUACAGCCUCAGUCUAGCCAACCGGCUCUUUGGAGAAACAUCAUAUGAUUUUCUUGAAUUAUUUCUAGAAUCCACUCAGAAAUUCUACCAUGCAGGUCUGGAGAAACUUAACUUUAAGCAAACUGCAGAAGAUUCACGAAGACAUAUAAAUGCCUGGGUAGAAGAAAAAACCGCAGGUAAAAUUCAGAAUCUGCUUGCCCCGGGAAUAAUUAAUUCACUUACAAAACUGGCUUUGGUGAAUGCUAUCUAUUUCAAGGGAAACUGGGCAAAUCAAUUCAACAAAGAUUACACAGAAGAAAAGCCAUUCCACAUUAACAAGAAUGAAACCAAAACAGUGCAGAUGAUGUUCAGAAAAGGGAAGUACAACAUGACCUACAUAUCGGACUAUCGGACUUCAAUUCUUGAGAUUCCAUAUGUUGGCAAUGAGUUGAGCAUGAUCAUUCUGCUUCCUGAAAAGAUUGAAGAUAACUCUACUGGGUUGGAAAAGCUGGAGAGAGAAAUUACGUAUGAGAAACUCAUAGACUGGAUCAAUCUAAGGAUGAUGGACCUAAGAGAAAUUGAACUCUCCUUUCCCAAAUUUAAACUGGAAGAAGAAUAUGACCUGAAGCCUGUUCUGAGAAGCCUGGGAAUGACAGAUGCAUUUGAUGAGGGCAAGGCAGACUUCUCUGGAAUGUCAACUAACAAUGAUUUAGUCGUAUCUGAAAUUGUUCACAAAUCAUUCAUAGAAGUAAAUGAAGAAGGCACUGAGGCAGCUGCUGCCACUGCUGCUAUAAUGAUGAUGAGGUGUGCAAUGUUUGUGCCAGAAUUCAAAGCUAACCAUCCCUUCCUCUUCUCUAUUAUUCAACGAGCUACAAACAGCGUCCUGUUCUUUGGUAGAUUUUGUUCUCCCUAAUGAGUGCAUUCUACCUAUGUUGAUUAAAUGCCUUAAUUCCUCAUCAGGUUGUUAUAAGCCAGUUUUCCCAUCACCACACAUUUGAUUUUUUUUCUGUAUUUGGGGUAUAGUUCCUUCCAGUAAUAUUCAGUUUUAACACUUUCCAGGAUAGAAUUAUCUUUAAUGAAUUCCAGAAAAUAAUUUUAGUACACGUUUCUAGUGUUCUGAUUGCUAGAUAAAGCCUUCAAAAUUGCUUUGAGGUUUAUGGGAAUUUGGGAUGUGGGGGAGAAGUUACUAAGCAUGAAUCAAGCUAUCACAACAUAGAUUUAUCUAUGUAUCCGCUCUGCGUACAUUUCCAUCUGAUGAUACAUGUACUAUACAAUCAAUUCAGCUUGCCUUAUGACCUCAUGGUUUCUCAUUUUGGUGAUGUCAUGGCUAGCCAAUGAUGCCUCUGCUGAGCUUAUAAUAACAAGUGUAAACAGUGCUAGAAUGAAUACACAUAACACAUUUUUGUGGUUAUAAAUAAUAGUUGAGAAAUAUGAAUCCUAUCUUGGAACUCAAAAUGUAUGGAUUAUUUAAUCAAGCAAUUCUAUUGUAUGCAAUUCAGAUAUCUACCAAUUAUAUUUACCUUAUACGGUUCUUAUUUUGAUACAGCUUUUCGUGUAUUCAAAAUUGAAAUAAAAGCAUUUGAUUAUUGCUAUCAGAUUUACUAUCGGC
This is a messenger RNA of Crotalus tigris (Tiger rattlesnake), 2143 nucleotides long. Its product is annotated as serpin B6-like. Lineage: Eukaryota; Metazoa; Chordata; Lepidosauria; Squamata; Viperidae. Gene Ontology annotation, cellular component: cytoplasm. Bases 308 to 1447 code for a protein of 379 amino acids. The record is from RefSeq and is a predicted model, not a curated record. Gene Ontology annotation, biological process: negative regulation of endopeptidase activity. The transcript is spliced from 8 exons. Gene Ontology annotation, molecular function: serine-type endopeptidase inhibitor activity.